AUGGCUAUGUUGAAGUAUUUGCUUACAACAGCGUCCGUGUUCAUCUCUCUUUUGGUUCCGGGCAUGCGCGGUGACGACAUGACGACUUGGUUUACUGGUGCACAUGCGUCGUUGUACGGCGACAUGCAGGGCAGAGGAACCAUGGAGGGGGGAUGCGGAUAUGGUGAUCUCAAUAAACGAGAAUAUAACCUGCAGACAGCAGCUCUCAGCGAAGCACUAUUCAACGACGGCCUUGCUUGUGGCGCUUGUUUCGCCAUCAUGUGUGUCGAUGAUACGAAAGGGUGCAAACCCAGUGCUGGUUCUGCGGUAGUUACUGCAACCGAUUAUUGCCCCCCAAUUUAUACUAAGCCUCCCAAUGGAACCAACAACUGGUGCAACCCACCAUUGAAACACUUCAAGUUAAGCAUGCCAAUGUUCACAAGAAUCGCAGAAGAAAAGGUUGGGGUGGUACCGGUUGUAUAUCGCAGAGUCCCGUGUGCUAAGGAGGGAGGGGUUAAGUUCCAAUUAUUCAAGGGAAACUCUAAUUUGAUGCGUGUGUUAUUGUACAAUGUCGCCGGUGCUGGUGAUGUUUCUAAUGUCAAAAUUAAGGGCUCUGUUAUUUCCGGUUGGCUUCAGAUGUCACGAAUUCAGGGACAAACUUGGGAGACUGGAACUGACUUACAAGGCCAAAGCUUGUCGUUCCAAGUUACUACUAGUGAUGGAAAGAUGGUAGAGUUUGAUAAUGUUGUUGACAAAACUUGGCAAUUCGGUGAGACCUUUGAUGGGAUCAAGAAUUUUUAGUGCACCACCUACAUGACAGUGUGACUGUGUUUUUCGAUCAAUUCAAAUUAACUUUUACCUGUCAAUUUGAACCAAAUCGGUUACAGGAUAUAAAGGUGAGUAAGUGAAAGUUGAUGCCCAAUCACUCUAAGCGGGAGCAACACAUACA
Rosa rugosa (rugosa rose) is the source of this 928-nucleotide messenger RNA. Its product is annotated as expansin-A23-like. Gene Ontology annotation, biological process: plant-type cell wall organization. The coding region runs from base 1 to 780 and encodes 259 amino acids. Lineage: Eukaryota; Viridiplantae; Streptophyta; Magnoliopsida; Rosales; Rosaceae. The transcript has 2 exons. The record is from RefSeq and is a predicted model, not a curated record. Gene Ontology annotation, cellular component: extracellular region.